Durusdinium trenchii is the source of this 2009-nucleotide messenger RNA. The record is from the annotation of a GenBank genome assembly. Lineage: Eukaryota; Dinophyceae; Suessiales; Symbiodiniaceae.
UUUUCUUCUUAUUUUUGACUUACCAUGUAGGCUACUGGCUUGACCACAUGGCUGUUGAAGUGCAAUCACAAGGUUCUGAAUUACCACCCAUGGAGUCGCGACGUAUCGCGACGUCCCAAACCGUGGAAAUCCCUAAGGAGUCUGUGCGACACCGACUGGCCAAGUCUACGCGAUGUCUUCGUGCCCGAGAUGCUGCGGCGAGCCUUUGCAAGGAUGACUGAAGCCUUCUGCCCUGAGUACUGCGAGAGCGAGCAGGAACUCUUGGAUCGCUUCGACAAGCUCGAGCCAGAGCAUGGUCGUGUCAUUGCCUUCUUCCUGGUCUUCAACGACCUCGUCGUUCAUCGGCUCGCGAACCUGGGACCUGGAGAAGCUGGUCGCGUCAGCAAACUGAAGGAACAGUACGACCGCUGCUGGGGGCAAAUCUCCUCCGAGACGUGCAUCCAAGUGAUGGAGGGCAUCAAGCGGAUCCGCUCCACUUCGUCAGUGGAGGAGAUGAUCAGGGAGCUCCUGCCACAGGUCCAACGCCGUGAAGAUGUCGUGGAGCUGUUGCUUUGGGCGUCAAAGCAUGGCCACAACCCCAAGGCCAUCCAGGAUUGGCCCAAGUUUCCACUCUCUGCCUGGCCUUGCACCAAAGCCUGGCAGAAGCAUCUCCACGUGCGACGGCACUUGCGGCAAGAGACCUUGGCCGAACUCCAGCGGGCGACUCCGCUGGCAGCCCUACAGAGGCUGCUUCAGGUCUCCUUAGAAGAUGCACCUCUGGAUCCACCGCUGGAUCACACCAAGACGGACUCCGAGAUGGCCAAGGCAGAAGAACACGCCUCCAGGCCAGACAGCUCCAUGCACCAGGCGAAACGCCAGAAGAAAGCCGAGGCGACCGUGUCGGCGACCGCGGUGCAGUUGAAAGUCCACCUGUCGGAGAAGUUUGGAUGGGAGAAAAGCGACUACGACGUCCUCUUGGACGAACACCUGACAGUCGCGGACUUGAAGACCCUCAUCGCCGAAGAGACAGGCCUCCCAGAGCAGCAGCUGCGCCUGGUGCUGCGGAAUGCACCCAUCGCCACGGCGGACAGAGGCGAAAAGAACACCGCGAAGACGGGCGAACGCAGCGACGUGACGUUGCACGCCGCGGAAAAGCUUUGCUCUUGGCACCUGGAGGAUCCGGACGUCUUCCUGGAUGUGAAGAAGAAGCAGCGAGCCGGAAAGAAGCUGGGAGCUCCUGGUAAUGGAUGGUUGAAGAAGCGAUCCAAAGGGCGGACCUGCACGAUGUCCUUGGCCGGUGCCAUGGUGCGGCAAAUGAUCUUCGACCGCGCACAGCAGUUCUGCGUCAAGGUGGAAGAGUCGCAGAUUCCAGGUCUGGUGCGUGGACUUUGCGAACUGCUCCAGAGCUCUGCCGUGGUCUUGGCCGCUGCUGAUGACGAGCAGCUGCGUGCGGCGGAGGAGGGCUCCGCGCGGCGCUUGACCUUCGUCACGGAAAUCGAUGACCCCGACUAUGACCCGAGCCAGGUCCCCACGGUCGAGGAACCGCCGCGGACGGAACCUCCGCGGAGGGAACAGCGGCGCGGCCGGCCGGUGGAGGAGGAGAAGCCGGACAUCAUCCCUGCGACGGUGGACAUCCCUGCAGAGGCCAAGGGUAGCAAGUUGCUCUUCGUGCUGGGCGGCGACAUGCUCCGCGAGACCAGUUCCGUCACCAAGGUGAUCUGGGCUUUGAAGGACGAGGAGCCUGUCAUCGUCUUCCACUUGGCGACCAGUACCAGGCAUCGGCUGCACCUGCCAUCCUUGGGUUUGGUGGUUCGGAUCAAGGACCGCUUUGGAUGCCGAAUCCCAGAGCUUCCAGUCGAACUCCUGGAGCAAAUCUUGGCGGUUCGAGCUGGACAACAAGGCCCAUGAACGAAGGGACGGGCACGCGUACGCCCCCCUCCCCGCUGGUGCUACAAGAGCUGGAUGUUCUGAGCUUGCGAUCCAUGGUUGAGUGAAGCGAGUCUUUGUCCAGCCAAGAGGAAUUUGGUGUC